AUGCCAGUAGGUACCGGUACCGCAGUCCUCAGCCUCAGGCUCAGGUCUCAACGGAUUGGGCCGCCGGCGCUAGGCAGUUCACUGCAGCCUUCAAGAAUCAAGUUCAGGCUCAGCUUCACAGCUCGCCUUGCAUUUCAGCCGACACCGCGACCAUGGCGUCUAGGAAGCAGUGGACGUUCUGGGCGCUGCUGUUUGCCAGCUUGCUGCUCUCCAGCUGUGUGCUGCGUGCCGCAGCUGCUGUUGACGACGAUGAUGUCUAUGAGGACGAUGAAGAGGAGGUCGACCUGCCUCCCAUGGAGGAGGAGGUCACAGCCCCACCCGAGAGAGUGCAACCACAGACAAUAACAAUGUACCCUGAGGGCCUGCCAGGGGUGGAAACUGUGUUCGUCUUUCCAAACAACGUCCAGCGCCAGGUACCAGCGGGAGCGCCGGUGGAUCUGCUUGUGGGUUUGGCAAACAACGGGGACUCUAGCAUCACUGUGAAGAUGAUUGCCGGCUACCUCUCGUAUUCACGUGACUACAGCCAGGUCAUCCAGAACUUCACGCAAUUCCCCUUUGACACCACUGUGGAGCCUGGGGAGCAGCACUCAUUUGCCUACACUUUUGCCACGCACAAGCUCCUGCAGCCCCACGAGUUCGGGUUCACUGCGGCUGUCUACUACGAGAGCGACGGCGCUGUGCACAGCAACGUGUUCUACAACGGCACUGUUGAGGUGGUGGAGCCGAGCGGGAUCUUAUCCGGCGAGAACGCGUUCCUGGCACUGCUGGCACUGGCGCUGCUCAGCCUCCUGGGCUACUGGGCCUACAGCCAGGUCCAGAAAUUGACCAAGAAGAAGGGUGGUCGUAGAAAGGUCGUGGAGACUGGCACACGCUCUGAUGCGAGCGACAACGAAUGGCUCAAGGGCACAUCUGCGGAUCCGAGGAGGAGAUCAAGCGGAACCAUCAAGGUCACGAAGAAGAAAGAGUAGCGCUUCUGGGAAGCUGGCACUCAUCAAAGCACUCGUGCAGGGCAUUGUGUACCGUAAGUUUUUUCAGGCCUAGGAACUCCCGAGUUUAGAUGGACCCGCGGCGGCUCGUAGGGGAGAACACUGUGCUUUUGAGUGGAUCAGAUGAUCAUUUUACGAAUGCAGGUCAAGGUGCGUGAUGGCCACCUUAUCUCCGUAUUCAUGUUUUGAAAUGAAGCAUCAUUGUCCACAUCGAUCGUGC
Klebsormidium nitens is the source of this 1206-nucleotide messenger RNA. The record is from the annotation of a GenBank genome assembly. Lineage: Eukaryota; Viridiplantae; Streptophyta; Klebsormidiophyceae; Klebsormidiales; Klebsormidiaceae.